Messenger RNA from Lytechinus pictus (painted urchin), 4191 nucleotides. Its product is annotated as neuronal acetylcholine receptor subunit alpha-2-like. Gene Ontology annotation, biological process: regulation of membrane potential; monoatomic ion transmembrane transport; signal transduction. The coding region runs from base 1 to 1833 and encodes 610 amino acids. Gene Ontology annotation, molecular function: transmembrane signaling receptor activity; acetylcholine-gated monoatomic cation-selective channel activity. The transcript is spliced from 7 exons. Gene Ontology annotation, cellular component: plasma membrane; postsynaptic membrane; synapse. The record is from RefSeq and is a predicted model, not a curated record. Lineage: Eukaryota; Metazoa; Echinodermata; Echinoidea; Temnopleuroida; Toxopneustidae.
AUGACGGGGGUGUGCUUCACCGUGUGCUUCACGUUGUGCGUAUUGGUUCCUCCAUUAACAAAUCGUUGCUGUGCUUCAUCCUCAGAAGAACGCCUCCGAGAACAUCUCUUCCCACCAGACUACAACCAAUGGGCUCUUCCAAAUAAAAAUGCUUCUGAUGUUCUCUUCAUUUGGUUCGGGCUUGCAAUCUCUCAAAUAGUAGAUGUGGAUGAGAAAAAACAGGUUUUAACAUCCAAGGUUUGGAUGAAACAAAUGUGGCAUGAUUAUCAUUUCACAUGGGAUCCAGCAGACUUUGGUAAUAUCACUAACAUCAAGGUCCCAAGCCCUCAAAUAUGGAUUCCAGAUAUCAUGAUAUAUAACAACGCAAAUGGGACGUAUGAUAUGAAAUCUCAUGCAUGGGCGAACAUAUAUUUCAACGGAACAGUGUUUUGGUUCCCUCCUGCUGUUUACAAGAGUGCAUGUAAGAUCGACGUCCAGUACUUCCCCUUCGACGAGCAGAAGUGCGUGAUGAAGUUUGGUUCCUGGUCUUAUGACCAUCUUAAGAUAGAUCUCAUCCCUGUCAGCGAGAGCGCAGAGAAGAAAGAUUAUUGGGAGAAUGGAGAAUGGACGAUUGUUCAAUCUCCUGCAGAGAGACACGCUGUCAAAUAUCCAUGUUGCGAAGACAUCUACGUUGAUGUGACAUAUUACUUUGUCUUAAGAAGGAAACCUCUGUUUUACUUUGCUUACUUACUGCUCCCUUGUGGAAUUAUUUCAUUUAAUACGGUGCUUGUGUUCUACCUCCCGCCAGACAUCACGGGCAAGAUGUCCCUUUGUACCUCUGUCCUUCUCUCCAUGGUAUGGUUCCUCCUCCUCGUCACACAGUGCAUACCUUCCAAUGCUAAUAGCUUCCCUCUUAUUGUCAAGUAUCUCCUCUUCACCAUGACCAUCGUAGCUUCCUCAAUCGUUCUCACCGUCUUCGUCCUCAACAUACGACAUCGGUCGCCGUACACGCACAUCAUGCCACAGUGGGUCAGGACGGUCUUCGUUGACUUGUUGCCAAGGUUUGUUGGAUUGCAGCGUCCAAAUCAGAAGAGGAAAAGAGAAUUGCACCAUAGCGUGAACCUUUCUGGACGCGACUCGAUAGCUGCCUGUAAUCACAUUGACGCCAUGAUGACGGAGACUUCUUCACAUUCCUCCGAAGCGGACAACGACUUAAUGCAAGCCCACCUAUCACAUCAAUCAUCCCACAACUACACUGGAGAGAAGAACUCAAGACCCAAGGAAAAUAACGCCAAGAUGAACGCUGGCAAUAUGAAUCCUGCCGUCGAGCCACUCCUCAACUGUAUGCUGGCUCAAAAGAACAUGAAAGCAGAACGUUUCUUUACACCGUUCAACGAAAAGAACAACGCUAUUUCCCAUUACAUCAUCCCCGAUGAGUUAACGCAGAACACACACAGCGGUCAUGGUCACAGUCAUGUGGAGAACAAUAUUCGGUCAAGUAGUCAUACCCCUACUAGCAAGAAGCGGCCACGACCACUACUCCAAGAAGAGCCACCUCUCCAGUACAUGGUGGCUCAGCAAACAGUAGAAGACAUCAUGUACCUCACAUCACGUAGUAUUAACAAUGAAUAUGCAACUAAGGCAAGAGAAGAAUGGAAGAUCGUUGCAAUGGUGAUCGACAGAAUAUUUCUUAUCAUAUAUUUGUGUGCUGUUUUCAUCGGGACAUUAUCCAUAGUACUCGAAGCACCACUUGCAAGGGAUUUUUUCAUGGACAUUUUGUUCCGAAAUGGGACGACAUUUAGCGAAGACAGUGCGGAAAUGAACGAAGCGUGUAGUACUUACUUUCCGAUGUAGGACAAAUUUACCGAACGUAAGGUAAUCGCGUUCUUUCAGCAACAUUUUCGUAGGUAUUCUCCUCCAGGAACAGUGCGGGGAUCCAAUCCUGUGUAUUUUAAAAGACGACGUAGAGGAACUAAAAGGGUACUUUCGAGGAGAAAGGAAUAUUGCGGUUAAGGAGACCAAGGAGAAGCUGGAAAUUAUUAUUGAUAUACUGUAAUAGCAGGUGUUCCCGACAACUAAGAUGAAUGAGUUUUGUUUUUUCCUUCCUAACUUUUAUACUCUGUGUGAAAAAUAUUUAUAAAAAUUCCGGAGUGGUGUUAAAGAUUUUAAUGAUAUAGGCCUACAUGUACAGAUAGAAGACACUGAUAUUUUUUAACCCAAUGUUGCAUGUAUGAUGCGAAUAUUCACAAGAAUGUGAUAUUUUAGCAGAAUGGUCUAACUUGAGAAGAAUGGCUGUUGCAAAUUACUUUAUUUGAAAGCAAUUAAUUUGACACUCAAAAGAAGGAAACUAGGGGGGGGGGUGCCCCCGUGAAAAUAAGGAAGGGGCAGAUAUAUUGAUUCGCCGCCCCCAAUAAAUUUGACAACUUAAAAAAUUAAUAUCAAAUGCAAAUAUCUGUUGAAAAAGUAUGAGAAAGCACUAUAAAUAUAACCGCUGGAGAGGUUUUUUUUUUUCUUUCAGAAAAUAUUAGAUUAAAAACUGCUUCAAAAAUGUUGAUGACCUUACACCACUUUUUUAGUGUUUUAAUAAAAAAGUUACCUUCGGUCAGUACUGGUAUGAGUACAUGAUAUGACCAUGAUUUUGAACUCUGCGAACCGAUUCUCAUUCUCGUCUCAAUCAAAUCAAAGCAAACUUUACUAAACAAAACGAUGGCACACAGACAUAUUUACAUUUUUUUGAAAAAAAAAAUCAAUAUAUAAGGCGGGAUAUUACAGAAAAGUGAAUAUUACUCUGUACUUUGUUGAAGCAUAUUAACGGAAAAGACUGUCAGAGAACAUUCUUCUCAAGUAAUCACAAUGAACGGGAAGAAUAUAAAAAAAACCUGUCAAUUUUCUGCCAUGUAAUCAAUACAUAGAGUGUCACAAGCAAGAUUCAGCGGCUUGCAAAAUUAAUUUGACAACUUAAGCUACAAGGUCGUGAAAUUAGGUGAAUAUUUAUGUGGAAAGUAUCCAUCUCGGGAAAAGAAAAAAACUAGGCAAGAUAUAUCUGAACCGACCUCAUAAAGAAAAGAGAGAUGGGGGAAAAAGUGAGGGUGGUGAUCGAGACAGAUGGAGAAAAAGAAUAUGUAUGCAAGGGUGCGUGUGAACUAUGGAAGAAAAGGGUGUGUGUGCGUGUGAAAGAUCAGGGGAGCGUUUCAUCAAUAUUUUCAUCCGACAAGUUGUCAGAUCUGACAUCUUUCCAUGAUUUUGAUUGGCUGAGAGGCACUGUUCCUAUGGUAACUGUCGGAUAAAAUGGGACUUGUCGGAUAAAACGUCCGACAAGUCCUUUCAUGAAACGCCCCCCUGGGCUCCGUAACACAAAGGUUUGCGAUGGAUUGCAAAUAUGAAAGAACCGCACUGAUUGGUCCCUGGUAAGUAUUUCAAACCAAAUGCGCAUGUAUCAUUGAUAUUGAUUUGGUCAUUCAUUUUGCGAUUGAUCGCUAUUCUUUGUGUUUAAUACAGAGCCCUGAUAAAUAACGUGUAUGGAAUAUGUGCGUGAUCUAUAACGGGAGAAAGGUGUGUGUUUGAGUGACGGGGUGUGUGUAAAGCAUAAAAGGAAAUAGAUGUGUAUGAGUCUGUGUCAAUUUGUAAUGACCUAUUUCUUACAUAUUACUCAUUAACCUGGGACGUUCAGAAAACCAUCCCAUUUCAAUCGUCUCACAUAGGAAACUCGUUACUCGUAAAAAGUUCCCGUUCGGACAAUUAAACUCAAAUUGUGGAUGUAGGGAGUAGGAAGCAUCCCCGGUUAGCAAACUAAACUCCGGUUUUGUUAGAAAAUCAGCCCGGUUAGUGGAAUUCAAUUUUUUUAGUGCGAGACAAAAAAAAAACGCACUGGUGAUUAAUGAUAAGGGUGUCCCCGAUAGUCAAAUUACAAGACGGUGUGUGUGUGCGGGGGGGGGGGGGGGUGUGAUUGUAAGAGAGGGAGAGAUGGAAGGGGGAGACGAGUGCAAGUGGGGGCCAGUAUAAAUUCACUACUACAUUGUUCAAUCCUGUGUUUAUCUAACAUGUAUUUUUCAUAUCCAGGCGUCGCAAUCAUAUUUUAGGGCGUCUUCAAUUUGGAAUUGUGAAUAUAUCCAGCAGAUGUUGAUGUGUAAAUAUAUCAAUUAAUAAUUUCAUAUUAUGACAAAAUAUUUGUUUUAAAAUGACUCAUUAAAUGAGACAUUAUAAAGAAAUGAA